Pistacia vera is the source of this 2200-nucleotide messenger RNA. RefSeq lists its product as uncharacterized. Lineage: Eukaryota; Viridiplantae; Streptophyta; Magnoliopsida; Sapindales; Anacardiaceae. The record is from RefSeq and is a predicted model, not a curated record. The transcript has 3 exons. The coding region runs from base 203 to 1990 and encodes 595 amino acids. Gene Ontology annotation, molecular function: protein binding.
GCUUUGUUCUCUCCACGGCCUUCCCUUAUUUACUCUUGAGAAAUCUGUACAGAUUUUAAAUCAACCCCUCUCUCUCUCUCUCUCUCUCUCUCCCCACUUUGCUCCCAUUUUCUCUAUCUCCUAUAUAUUUCUUCUCCUCUUUUAUUACAAAACAGAAAAAUGUAUAUGCUUUGAGAGAAAGAGGGAGAGAGGUUUGGUUUUCAUGGUUGAUUCUUCCGCAACAAUAACAACAUUAACAACUACAACCAUGGCUACUUCUCCUUCUUUAACUUGUGGUGAGAAGAAACACUGGUGGCUUAGCAACAGAAAGGUUGUAGAUAAGUACAUUAAAGAUGCCAGAAGCCUUAUUGCGAGUCAAGAGCAGAGUGAGAUCGCUUCUGCUCUCAAUCUUCUUGAUGCCGCUCUUGCUCUCUCUCCUCGCUUUGAACUCGCUCUGGAACUCAAAGCCAGAUCUUUGCUCUAUCUAAGACGAUUUAAGGAUGUUGCUGAUAUGCUUCAAGACUAUAUUCCUAGCCUCAAAAUGGCUAACGAUGACUCUGGUUCUGUUUCUUCUGAUAGCUCCUCUCAACAGCUUUCAAGAGAAAGAGUCAAGCUUUUGCCUUCUAGUGACUCGUCCGAUGAUUCACUGGGCCGUGAUCCAUCUUUCAAGUGUUUCUCUGUCUCGGACUUGAAAAAGAAAGUCAUGGCUGGGCUCUGUAAAAAUUGCGAGAAAGAAGGGCAAUGGAGGUACUUGGUUUUAGGUCAAGCAUGUUGCCAUCUAGGAUUAAUGGAGGACGCCAUGGUUCUCCUCCAGACCGGAAAACGCUUGGCGACGGCAGCAUUCCGUCGUGAGAGCAUCUCUUUAUCCGAUGAUAGUUUCUCUUCCUCUAGGUUGCCGAUAUCGGUGUUCACCAACAGCCAUCACCACACACCACCUUCAACUCCUCCACGCGUUUUGACCGAGUCAGAGAGCAUAUCCCAGUUGCUCUCACACAUAAAGCUCCUCCUACGGCGUCGUACCGCAGCCAUCGCCGCACUCGAUGCAGGUCUAUACUCGGAGGCCAUACGCCACUUCAGUAAAAUCGUUGAUGGGCGUCGAGGGGCCCCACAAGGGUUCUUGGCUGAAUGUUAUAUGCAUAGAGCUUUUGCUUAUAAAUCCUCAGGAAGGAUAGCUGAAUCUAUCGCUGAUUGUAACAAGACUUUGGCUCUUGAACCCAGUUGCAUUCAAGCGCUUGAUACUAGAGCCUCGCUUCUUGAGACAAUACGUUGUUUGCCGGACUGUUUACAUGAUCUUGAACACUUGAAACUCUUGUAUAAUUCAAUUUUGCGUGAUAGGAAACUUCCGGGACCUGCUUGGAAGAGACAUAACGUGAGAUAUAGAGAGAUUCCUGGGAAACUAUGUGCAUUGACCACCAAGAUUCAAGAAUUGAAGCAGAGAGUUGCUUCUGGAGAGACUGGUAAUGUAGAUUAUUACGCUUUGAUUGGGUUGAGACGUGGGUGUACACGAUCUGAGUUGGAGAGGGCACAUUUAUUGUUGUCCUUAAGACACAAGCCCGAUAAAGCUACUAGUUUUAUUGAUAGGUGUGAGUUUGCAGACGAUCGUAAUCUUGAUUCUGUUAAAGACAGAGCAAAGAUGUCUGCAUUGUUGUUGUAUAGAUUGCUGCAAAAGGGUUAUUCAAGUGUUAUGGUUAAUAUUAUGGAUGAGGAAGCAGCUGAGAAACGGAGAAAGAAGGCUACAACUGCUUUGCAAGUAGCUAUUCAAGUACAACAACAACAAACCCAAAAUUCCAAGUUGGAACCGGAACUGAAUCAAUCUACUACUGCUACGUCUAUGGAGAUUUCUGGUUCUAAUAGAAUGAGUUCUACAGAAAACAAUGGGCCAACGGCUUCCAACACAAAUAAUGUGUACCAAGGUAUAUUUUGCCGAGACAUAGCUGCAGUUGGAAAUUUGCUAUCGCAAGCUGCGUUUAACCGUCCACUUCAAGUGAAGUAUGAAGCACUGAGCUGCUGAAAUUUUUUGCUGGGAAAUUUGAAUGAAUUAAGUGAAAGGUUCUUGAGAUGUUACCGGCAGUGCAAUCUCUGGUUCAAUUUCUCUGUUUUUGUACAAAAAAGAUAAAUAUCAAAGGUUGCCGGGAAAUUUUGUUGUCUGUUAUUCUUCCUUAUCUACUACUCCACGUGUACAUGUACAGAAUUUUCACUAUCGAAUUUCUACUUUUGGAUU